GAGGAAUUGGAGAAUGGAGAAGCAACCCAGAGAGCAAGCGGUCACCGAGCCCGCGGACUCCGGAGCGGGAGGCGAGGAAGGCGGGUCACCACAGGUCACCGGCGCCCAGACGGCGCGUCCCGAGGACCGCUUGACCCUGCUGCUCAGGCUGAGAGCACAGACAAAACAACAACUCUUGGAAUAUAAAUCAGUAGUUGAUGCAAAUGAAGAAAAAACUCCAGAACAAAUCAUGCAAGAUAAGGAAAUUGAAGCUAAAAUUGAAGACCUGGAAAAUGAAAUUGAAGAUGUGAAAAUUGCUUUUGAAAUAAAAAAGCUUGCAUUAGACAGGAUGCAACUUUCGACUGCACUUAAAAAAAACCUGGAGAAGAUUAACCCCAAGACUAGUGUGCUCAUGGAUAACAUGAAACACGUAUUAAAGCUAAACAAAUUAAUAAUGAAAUCACAACAGGAAUCUUGGGAUUUGGAGGAAAAACUACUUGAUGUUAGAAAGAAGAGAUUACAAUUAAAACAAGCUUCAGAAAGUAAGCUUUUAGAAAUACAGACUGAAAAGAACAAACAGAAAGAUGAUUUGGCCAGUAUGGAAAAUUCAGACAAGAUAAAGACCAUACAACAAAACCUGCAGAUGGAGAUACAAAUUACGACAGUUAUUCAACAUGUGUUUCAGAACCUCAUUUUAGGAAGUAAAGCCAAUUGGGCAGAGGAUUCUGCCUUUAAGGAAACUGUUCUACAGCUUGAGAAGAAUCUCACCAUGAUGUAAUAAGAAUUCUGUUUUGUUAUUUUUUGUUUCAGUCUUUAAUAUGUCAUUUAAAUAGCAAAUUUAAAGUAAAAUUUUUAUUUAGUGUUUUUGGAACUAAUAUUGCAAAGUUUUUGUAGCUUAACACUAUAACAUGGAAUUUGUUCUUUCAACUAUGUUAAUUAAAGUGACUGGCAUUCUCUAAAAGAAUCUGAAAGUCUUAGCCUUGCAAGGGCCCCGAAAGACAUCUAAUCUAGCUUUCCACUGAAUGUGGACACUUUUUCUACAACAUUUCUGGCCGUCCCAACUCUUAUUUGGAAUACUUCUUUUUUU
Mirounga angustirostris (Northern elephant seal) is the source of this 1066-nucleotide messenger RNA. Its product is annotated as centromere protein H. NCBI's taxonomy places the organism in Eukaryota, Metazoa, Chordata, Mammalia, Carnivora, Phocidae. The coding region runs from base 14 to 757 and encodes 247 amino acids. Gene Ontology annotation, cellular component: nucleus; kinetochore. Gene Ontology annotation, biological process: chromosome segregation; mitotic spindle organization; kinetochore assembly. The transcript has a single exon. The record is from RefSeq and is a predicted model, not a curated record. Gene Ontology annotation, molecular function: kinetochore binding.